Rattus norvegicus (Norway rat) is the source of this 4256-nucleotide messenger RNA. The record is from RefSeq and is a predicted model, not a curated record. Lineage: Eukaryota; Metazoa; Chordata; Mammalia; Rodentia; Muridae.
CUUUUUUUUUUUUUUUUCUUUUUCUUUUUUUUUUCUUUCUUUUUCUUUUUUUUUUUUUUCUUUUCUUUUUUCCGGAGCUGGGGACCGAACCCAGGGCCUUGCGCUUGCUAGGCAAGCGCUCUACCACUGAGCUAAAUCCCCAACCCCUGCUCUUGUUCUUUCAAGGACCCAGGUUUGAUUCCCAGCACCUACAUAGUCUCCAGUCAGCCCCAGGAGAUCCCACAUCCUCUUGUGGCCUUCACACACAUACACACAUGCUGGACAGACAUGGAAGCUAAGUCCUCAUAAGCAUAAGUCUACAACAAAAGCCUAAGCCUGGUGGUGCAGGCCUGACGGUCUAGCUCAGUGUGCUGAAGCAGGAGAGUGGGAAAUUAAGGCGUUGGAGCCAUUGAGUGAGUGGGGCCUUGGACUUCCCUCACUGGGAAAGAUGGGGCAGGGGCAGGGGCAGGGGUGGGAUAGCCUGGGGCAUGCACAAUUCUGUGAGUACAACGCUUGCCAUCUGUCUAGCUAGAGUUCCAUUGCUGUGAGCAGACACCAUGACCAACACUUAAUCAGGGCUGGCUUACAGGUUCAGAGGUUCAGUCCAUUGUCAUCAAGGUGGGAGCAUGGCAGCAUCCAGGCAGGCCUGGUGCCAGAGAACGAGCCGAAAAGUUCUCCAUCUUGAUCAGAAGUCAGCUAGGAGAAUACUGAUUUCCAGGCAGCACCCCUACAGUGACUCUUUCUCCAAGAAAGCCAUACUUCCUAAUAGUGCCACUCCUUGGGCCAGCCACAUUCAAACCAUCACACCAUCCUACCUGAACUCAGGCUCUGACCUAUUCACACAGUAAGACAGGAAGGUGUAAAGGCCAGAGAUGGGGCUGGGGAUUGGAGCUCCUUUAGCAUGUACAAGGCUCUGGGUCCAUCCCUGCUACAUAGCAAGGUUGAGAACACUUGAAAUCUUAGUUUAAACAAGUGGAAGAAGGAAGAUAGUUCACUCACUCACUUGGCAAGCAUGAGAACGGGAAUGCCGUCCCCAGUGUCAACUUCUGCUGCCAUUCCCACAUGCAAAGAUCUGUCUGACACACCAAGUGGGGCGUGGUGGUGGCUGCCUUAAAUCCCAGCACCUGGGAAGUGGGCAGGGGAAUCUCUGAGUUCAAGGCCAGGGAAGGCUACAGAGUGAGACCAACUCAAAACAAACAAAAACCACCACUAACCCCGGCCUCGUAACAGUUCCACAAAGAAGUACUGCAGCUUACUGGCUGAAGGAAAAGUAACUGAACGACCGACCUUAGUGUUCAGUGCUUCUGUGUCCCCCUGACUCUCUUCAUUGUCAUCUGAUCUCUCCUCCCAAUCUGAGGACCCAGAUCCUAGCUUAUAAAAUACAGUUCCUCAGCUUCAAAAGGCGCAGGCAAGACAGAGGUCUUUAAAUGUGCUGCGAUUUCACCCGAUGAACCCUUGGCAGGUCUCUUGUCAGAGAGGGUCCCCUUUCACCCUUUCAAAGAGGUCCUCCAGGUACUCUAUAAUGGGAGCUUGGGUGAGAAGGUAGUUGACCUUCAGGCAUGUUCUCUGGGUAGGUCUGGCUGAGCCUGAGGAGCAAAGCAGCCAGUUGUACCAAGCAGGAGUAAAUGACACCCCCACCUCCCUACCCUCACGAGUGGGGUGGACAAGGGGCGACAGUGAGUGACAGCGACCCUAUACUCUAACUUAGAAACGCUGGUACCAGGGAUUUUUUUUUUUCUGAUGCUAGGUCUAGUAAAUUUCAGGCUGGUCUUGAACUGAUUGAUCCUCCUUCCUCCACCAUCCCAGUGCUGAGAUGGCAAGCAUGUGCCACUAUUCCUGACCUGUUUUUAGGGUAUUGCUGUGUGGCCUUAGUUGACCCGGAAUGUUCUAAAUAGCUUUCAUAGUAUGAGCCAUCAUACUCGGGCCGGAGUGCAGGAUAACGGCAGAAAGUCUGUCUACCGUUGUAAGGUUCUGCUAUUUUCAGUAUUGUUGCAAAGAACAAACUUCUUAAAUAGUUUUGGGUGAAGCCGGGAGUGGUGGUGCACAUCUGUCAUCGCAGUAGUGUAGAGGGUGAGGCUGGAAUAGCCACGAAUUAGAGGACAGCCUGAGUGAGUUACACGAGACGCAGAGGUCGAAGGCUCCGAGUUGUACUAGGUCUUUUUCACAGUGCCCAGGCAGGUCCUUGUCAAACGCACACUGCGCAGGUGUAGCCGAGCACGACCCCAGGAUGAAGACGCCAGCGCGGCCAAAACAGCCCCAACUUAGUACAGACCAGGUGCAACACACCAUUUGCUUCCGGAGUUUAGAGCGCAAGUGCAAUGGCUGUCCCACCCCGGCCACGCUGAUUGGCUGUCCCUGUCUCAGGGCGGGUUGUACGAGAAGAUAGCCACAGAAACAGGUCCUGAGCGCUCUGAUUGGUCUCGAUACCUAUGGGCGUAUACUACUAAUGAGCCUGAGAGUACGGCCCGCGGGGCGGGGCGGGACCAGCUGAACUAUUUAAGCUGGAGCUGAAAUGAUCUGAUUGGCCUCACUGCCGUGGGGCGGGCCUUGCAAGUGGAGGCUGGAUCGAGACUGCGGCUGCGCAGAGUCCGGAGCGCACUCAGACAGGUCCCCCCGGGGAGGAGGGGCGGGGCCCACUCCGCGCCUGCGCAGACGAGUCCCACGCGCGGGCGGGUGGGCGGAGCGGCCCCCCUAGCGGGGGCUGUGAAGCACGGGGAGGGGGCCGAGCGGGUGGCAAAGCCGGCGCGCGCCCGGCUGGGGGCGGAGGCCCGCGGGACGGAACAGCCGCGGCGAGUGGUGGUGGCGGCGAAGGGAACCGAGCCGGCGACGAGCCCGGGGGUCGCGACUUGCAGAAGCGGCGGCGGCAUCGGCGGCGGCAGGCCCGAAGGCGGGCGGAGAGCCGGGGCGCAAUGGAGCGGAAGAGGUGGGAGUGCCCGGCGCUCCCGCAGGGCUGGGAAAGGGAAGAAGUGCCCAGGAGGUCGGGGCUGUCGGCCGGCCACAGGGAUGUCUUUUACUAUAGCCCCAGCGGGAAGAAGUUUCGCAGCAAGCCACAGCUGGCACGGUACCUGGGCGGCUCCAUGGAUCUCAGCACCUUCGAUUUCCGCACGGGAAAGAUGCUGAUGAACAAGAUGAAUAAGAGCCGCCAGCGCGUGCGCUAUGACUCCUCCAACCAGGUCAAGGGCAAGCCUGACCUGAACACUGCACUGCCUGUACGGCAGACUGCAUCCAUCUUCAAGCAACCGGUGACCAAGAUCACCAACCACCCCAGCAACAAGGUCAAGAGCGACCCACAGAAGGCAGUGGACCAGCCGAGGCAGCUUUUCUGGGAGAAGAAACUGAGUGGACUGAGUGCCUUCGACAUUGCGGAAGAACUGGUCAGAACCAUGGACUUGCCCAAGGGCCUGCAGGGGGUAGGCCCCGGCUGCACAGAUGAGACGCUGCUGUCCGCCAUCGCCAGUGCGCUGCACACCAGCACCCUGCCCAUUACAGGCCAGCUCUCUGCGGCUGUGGAGAAGAACCCUGGUGUGUGGCUGAACACUGCGCAGCCACUGUGCAAAGCCUUCAUGGUGACAGAUGACGACAUCAGGAAGCAGGAGGAGCUGGUACAGCAGGUGCGCAAGCGCCUGGAGGAGGCGCUGAUGGCGGACAUGCUGGCGCAUGUGGAGGAGCUGGCCCGUGAUGGGGAGGCACCACUGGACAAGGCCUGUGCUGAGGAGGAGGAGGAAGAAGAGGAGGAAGAGGAAGAGGAACCGGAGCCGGAGCGUGUGUAGCAUAGAUGCCCUGCCCAAGUCUGGGCUGCAGACCACCUCCCAUGGCCACCUCCAGACUUCUCAGCCUUGCCUGGACUAGGUGGGGACCAGGCCAGCAAGAGGCAGGCAUCCAUCUUCUUCCCAAGGCUGCCUCCUCCCAGGUCUCAGUGCAGGGAGCCCCUGUGGACCUUGAACUCGCUUGUCCCUGCACUGCCUGGCAGGGAGCUCACACUGACAACUGAAGAGCAGUGCCCCAACUGAGAGGCCACUUUGACACCGUCACCUCCCUGCUUCCUUACCAUAGGACAAGGCCCUGCUUGGCACCAAGGAGCUGUGGGCCUUGCUGGGCACUGGAGGAAGUUUCUGGAAACACACCUGGCUAUGCCUACCUUGCAUUGUCCCUAAGGCUGUUACGGGCCAGGGUCUGAACUGCUCCUGCCCAUAGGGCUGCCCAGCCUCUCCAUGCUGAGGGCCAGCAGCCAACCAGGAAGUCACUUUCCUUCAAUAAACUGAUGGUAGGAACUUCUA